AUGGAUGAAGUCCCUGUUCGAGUUGAUGGAAGAUUUAGGAUGGGAGACAUUUUGGGAUAUGGCUCAUAUGCUGUCAUGUAUUGUGCAUGGAACAUCAUCCUUGAUGAUGCAGUUGCUGUUAAACUCGAAACUAUCAUGCACUCAUCUUCUGUGCAGCGUGAAUACAAGAUUUUGAAACACCUUGAAGGUGGUGUUGGUAGGGAAUCGACAUAUUACACUCUGGUUCUUGAGCUCCUUGGGCCCUCACUGCACAAUCUCUUUCUUGCCCGCUACGGGAAAUUCAGCCUUGAGACUGUUGCAAACCUAGGAGACCAGCUGCUCUCACGUCUCAAAUAUAUUCACUCGCAUGGUUAUGUUCACGGCGAUAUCAAACCACAGAAUGUUGUCAUGGGUCUUGGCGAUCUCAAGCACACCACAUUUAUCAUUGAUUUUGGUGUUGCGAAGGAAUUCUGGGAUACAUCGACCAGUGUCCAUAUACCCUUUCGCCAAGGUCGACGUCUCACUGGAACUCCUGCAUUUGCUUCAAUUAAUAACCACUUGGGAGUUGAACCAGGUCGUUGUGAUGACCUAGAGUCACUCACAUACAUGUUGAUAUACUUCUUGCAGGGCUCCCUCCCAUGGUUGACCAGUGAUGAAGAAAAACUUUCUAGCUCUUCCAUACUCGAAUGCAAAGUGAACACUACCAUUGAAGAUCUAUGUCGUGGAAUUCCUGUUGAGUUUGCCACAAUGCUCAUUUACAUGCUGUAG
Molecule: messenger RNA, 747 nt
Organism: Suillus fuscotomentosus
Lineage: Eukaryota; Fungi; Basidiomycota; Agaricomycetes; Boletales; Suillaceae
Product: kinase-like domain-containing protein
Exons: 3
Coding region: 1-747 (248 amino acids)
Biological process (GO): endocytosis; peptidyl-serine phosphorylation; signal transduction
Cellular component (GO): cytoplasm; nucleus
Molecular function (GO): ATP binding; protein serine/threonine kinase activity
Source: RefSeq, a predicted model, not a curated record